AUGUCUUUCUCACAGCUGAUUUUGCGUGAUAUAUCUCUCGACACGUGCCUAGAAGAACUCAGAGGAUAUUCGGACGAGCUCAAAACUUUGGCAAAGGAGACCACCCGUGACAAGGAUCGCAGGGCGGGCGUGAUCGAUGAGGUCCGCAAUGACGCUUUCCCAUCGACGCGGGUUCUCGCCUUUGUUGAACAAUACGUCAAGGCUGAAGAAGAUGAGCAGUCCUACGAACGAAGGCAAUGUUGGGGGCGAAUAGGAUUUUCCGUAUUACGCAUUCUGCGGAAUGCUGCAAUUGGCGACGGUCAGCUCUCGGUGCUGUCUAUUCUCUUGGCGAGGCAAGACUUGUUGCAGAGGCUAGCAACGUGGACCUUUCAGCUGGAAGCAGAAAAUCAUAAGGUCUGUCAAUCCAUGAUCGAAUGCCUUUGCAACUCCAUUACAUGCAAUGAAUCCGCUCAGCAGAUUCUCUGGUCUGCGCUUCGUGCCAAACACACUUCGGCUCCGCACAUCGACUUCCGCUGGACAUCUUUUGACACUACCAAACAAAGCUACUUCACUAGUAGCAUGCGUGUUGUUGCUCAAUGUCUGCCGAACCGGCGAUUCGGGCAUAGAACGAUGAUAUCUGGCCGGUCCAUCGAACGGGAAGACGACCCAGAGGAGGAAGACGGAAAAUUAGACGAGGAGCGUCUACGAAUCAUUUAUCUCUUUUCGUUGGGCCUCUUCGGCGACAUCUACACCAACAUCCAGCCUGAGCAGAACUCUUCCCACGGCACGAUCACCACGGAGCAAGUCACAUUCCUCAAGUUGUUCGAUGCACACCUCUGCCAUCAUGCCAACGAGUAUCCUCUGUCGAGAGCAAUGGGCGAUGCACAAGUACUGCUCGAGCAAUAUCAAUUCCUGGCAGGAAAAGCUCUGAGCAUUAUGAGCAUGGAAGACGGCGAGCCAUGGGAGGGAGCGCGGAGUGAGCUCAUUGCCAUCCACCAAGGCCUUGUGCUGCUUUUGCAAGCAAUACUCGCCUUUGUAUUGCCCACGCAAGGUACUGUGGGGGCCCUUCCAGCGGAGGAGAUGGCCGUCCAUGAAGAGAUCGCGUCCCCCGCGGAAGGUGAAGGGCUGCUGUUGGUCGGAAGAAUACUCAUCAAAGAGUUGAGAGCAUCAAAGACUCUUGCAGUGGAGCAGAUUGUCUCUCUGCUCAAGACAAUCACUUCAUUCAGUCCAGCCAUUUCGCCCUUUCAGCCUUUGACUUCAGCAGCAGCCGCUCCGCCACCUAACCACAUCGCCACGCAGACGGGAGAAGCGAAGUCUCUGGCUUCCUCCAAGUCAGACUCGGCAGGAAGAGAAGUACAAGGAAAGGGGCUCCGCUACCUCAAGCGCGACCUUCUUCGUCUCCUCACGUCACUGGUCUUUCUCCCGCCGAGAACGGCUGCCGUUGACGCGAGCGAAAGGGCGACCGUCACAGAGGUGCAAGACAGGGUGCGCGAAAGUGACGGGCUGUACACAGUGCUGAGCAUGACGGUGUUGGACGUUGAAAACCCCUGUGAGUUGCUGAUAGAGGGUAGUCUGACGUUUGUGAGUCACUAG
Messenger RNA from Tilletiaria anomala UBC 951, 1572 nucleotides. RefSeq lists its product as uncharacterized. The record is from RefSeq and is a predicted model, not a curated record. The transcript has 6 exons. Gene Ontology annotation, cellular component: cytosol. NCBI's taxonomy places the organism in Eukaryota, Fungi, Basidiomycota, Exobasidiomycetes, Georgefischeriales, Tilletiariaceae. Bases 1 to 1572 code for a protein of 523 amino acids.